CGUGCGGGUGGCCGGCUUCGGGCUUGCGGGUGAUCCGCUGCGCUUCGCUGGCCAGGAUGCGCCCCGGCCUGGCGGUGGGGCUGGUCUUCGGGGGGUGCUGCAGCAACGUGGUUUUCCUGGAGCUCCUGGUCAGGGAAUUUCCAGGAAGUGGGAAUUUGAUCACCUUUGCUCAGUUCUUCUUCAUAGCACUGGAAGGCUUCAUCUUUGAAGCAAACUUUGGAAGGAAACAGCCUGCAAUUCCUAUCAGGUUCUACCUGCUCAUGGUGGCUAUGUUUUUCACCGUGAGUGUAGUGAACAACUAUGCUCUCAACUUGAACAUUGCGAUGCCUCUGCAUAUGAUAUUUAGAUCGGGCUCCUUGAUAGCCAGCAUGGCCCUGGGCAUCAUCAUCCUGAAGAAAAGGUACACCGUCUCCAAAUACACCUCUAUAGCUUUGGUCUCUCUGGGCAUUUUCACCUGUACCUUCAUGUCAGCAAAGGAAGUGAGCUCUGUUUCAAGAACGAGGGAAGACGGGGAAAGCGUCUCUGCGUUUCUCUGGUGGCUGCUAGGAAUUGCGGCCUUGACCUUUGCCCUCCUGAUGUCAGCCAGGAUGGGGAUCUUCCAGGAAACCCUCUAUAAGAAGUUUGGAAAACACUCUAAGGAAGCCCUUUUCUACAACCACGCGCUUCUUCUCCCAGGAUUUCUCCUCCUGGCUCCAGAUAUUUACAGACAUGGGGUUCUUUUCAGUCAAUCUGAACCGUUCCAAGUGCCAGUGAUUGGGCUCAGCUUACCCAUAAUGUGGUUCUAUCUCAUGAUGAAUGUCAUAACUCAAUACAUCUGCAUCCGGGGGGUCUUCAUCUUGACCACCGAGUGUUCCUCCUUGACUGUCACGCUUGUGGUGACUCUGCGGAAGUUUGUCAGCCUGAUCUUUUCCAUCCUGUACUUCCAGAACUCGUUCACCACCUGGCAUUGGCUGGGCACUUUCUUGGUAUUCAUGGGGACGCUGAUGUACACGGAAGUGUGGAACAAUCUGGGAUUUGUCCAACACUGUGGGCAAAAGAGGGAGGAGAAGAAACAGGAAUGACAGGGGAGACUCCCUUGGAAGGAAAUCAUGCUUCUCCAUUGGAAUGGGACAUUUUCUACCAGGGUGUUUUGCACUGUGGGGCAGGGGAAGAGUCAGAUUCCCUGCUUGCAGGAGGGGAGGGUUGAUUUUUGUAGUACAAAACUAGGGGAUCUUGGCUGUGCCAAGCAGAUGCACAUCCCCAGGAGAAGGGAAACGGUUUUUCACCUUUUGGUUGUUGAGGUGACCAAGAACUUUGAUAAGAUAUACACCCUGGCUUCUUUGACUUAAGAGGAGUCUGAUAGAUGGGUCGGUACCCCCUGUGACUCUGUGUUAAGCGGGCAGUUGAGCCCAUGUAGUUUGCAAAAGCAAGCAUUUGGCAUCAGCUUCUUUUGGUUAAUGGCCUGCCUGCCAUCAGGAAAAAAAUAUGAAAAAGGGUAUCAGAUUAUUGCGAUCAGACUGGGACUUUGAAAUAAAUUCUUGUGGAAGUCA
This is a messenger RNA of Candoia aspera, 1529 nucleotides long. RefSeq names its product solute carrier family 35 member B4 (gene SLC35B4). The transcript is spliced from 10 exons. Gene Ontology annotation, molecular function: UDP-N-acetylglucosamine transmembrane transporter activity; UDP-xylose transmembrane transporter activity. Gene Ontology annotation, cellular component: Golgi membrane; endoplasmic reticulum membrane. NCBI's taxonomy places the organism in Eukaryota, Metazoa, Chordata, Lepidosauria, Squamata, Candoiidae. The record is from RefSeq and is a predicted model, not a curated record. Bases 57 to 1061 code for a protein of 334 amino acids. Gene Ontology annotation, biological process: transmembrane transport.